Ruditapes philippinarum (Manila clam) is the source of this 3899-nucleotide messenger RNA. Its product is annotated as SWI/SNF complex subunit SMARCC2-like. Gene Ontology annotation, biological process: positive regulation of DNA-templated transcription. Gene Ontology annotation, cellular component: npBAF complex; SWI/SNF complex; nBAF complex. Gene Ontology annotation, molecular function: histone binding; nucleosomal DNA binding. The coding region runs from base 47 to 3199 and encodes 1050 amino acids. NCBI's taxonomy places the organism in Eukaryota, Metazoa, Mollusca, Bivalvia, Venerida, Veneridae. The transcript has 25 exons. The record is from RefSeq and is a predicted model, not a curated record.
AGGAAAAAUUAAAUAUUUAAUGCGGGCCUACUAACGCGAAAGAAAGAUGGCCGUCCAAAGAAAGAAAGACGGGGUGCCAAAUGCAAAAUUCUUCGAAUCUGUUGAAACAAUAGCUCAAUUUGAUUCCGUUAGAACUUGGCUGCAUAAAAAUUGCAAAAAGUAUACACAGGCAGAUCCUCCUACAAACAAAAGUUUGUCAAGUUUAGUUCUGCAAUUACUACAGUUCCAAGAAGAUGCAUUUGGAAAGUCUGUCAACAACUCUCCACUAACUAAACUGCCUAUGAAAUGUUUCCUGGACUUCAAACCAGGUGGAGCCCUCUGUCAUAUUCUAUCAGCAGUCUUCAAGUUCAAGACAGAUCAAGGAUGGAGAAGAUUCGAUUUUGCAUCACCGUCGCGGAUGGACAGAAAUGUGGAAAUGUUCAUGCAGAUUAUGAAAUCUUUGGUGGCCAACAAAUGUCAUAUUCAGCCUAAUGUAUUUAUAAAACCUAGUCUUGAGAAAGCACUCAUCUCUCGACUGAAAGAUAUUGUAAAGAAACAUCAAGGUUCCAUAUCAGACAAUGAAGAAGACGCUACUCAUGUUAUACAUGGCAUGCCAGCUAGCUCGGGACAGGAAGAGGAAUGGUGUAGACCUGUCAUGAAGAGAGACAAACAUGCAUUGGUUCACUGGUGGUAUACACCUGACAGUUAUGACAACUGGAUACCAGAUCUAGGGUGUGAUCAGGAACCAGAACCAUCAUGGUCUCCACCAGGACCCUGGGAGGUGACGGCACGCUGGUUAUUGGACCUCGAGGAGUAUAAUGAAUGGAUGAACGAGGAAGAUUAUUUGGUCGAGGAGGAGGUUAGUGUACCGGUAGAGAAAUGUCGUAUCCGUUAUGAAGGUAAAAAAGUCAAAAAGAAGUUGCCUACCAAGUAUUCUCCUGAAGAGCUUGUUGGUGAUGAGAAGAAAGAUAAAAAAAAGGGUAAAAGAAAGAGGUCACCAUCACCCCCUCCUGAGAAAAAGAAGAGAAAAAGUGGUCGUACAGCUGUGACAGGUUCGGGUUUAAAGAAGAACCGACGUGAUGAGGAGGAGGAAGAUCUGACCCAGGACCUCGAGGAUCCCACACCAGAACCCAAUAUACAGGAGGUCCAGCUGUCUAAAACUGCAUCUCGGAGUAACAGAGAUAGUGAGUUACAACCUAUUAAAGGUGGUACAGUGGUUGAUAUGGAUGAUGAACAUUCACAUCAGAUGGGAGAAGAGAGAAUGGAAGAAGAAGUAGAGCAGGUGGAGACAAAGAAGGAGAAAGAUGAGACAGAAGACAGUGUAACAGAACAAACACAUCAUAUCAUUAUACCUAGCUACGCUUCAUGGUUCGAUUAUAACGGUAUAAAUGCCAUCGAGAGACGAGCCCUGCCAGAGUUCUUUAAUGGAAAAAAUCGAUCUAAAACUCCUGAAGUGUAUAUGGCGUACAGAAACUUCAUGUUGGACACAUACAGGUUAAACCCUAUGGAGUAUUUGACGAGUACAGCUUGCAGACGCAAUCUAGCUGGAGACGUUUGUGCAAUAAUUAGAGUACAUGCAUUUUUGGAGCAGUGGGGUUUGGUAAACUAUCAAGUUGAUGCUGAGAGUCGACCUACAGCCAUGGGACCACCCCCAACAUCUCAUUUCCAUAUCCUAGCUGACACGCCCUCUGGUCUACAAGCUGCCAAUCCUCCGAGACUAAAUCAGCCAUCAGCAGCCAAACAGAUUGUAAGUUUUGAGGAGCCUAAAGAUGGUGAGGAGAAGAAAGAGCUUCCAAACUUUGGUCUCAGAACAGACAUAUACGGCAAAAAAUCUCAAAAGGAUAAAGGAGCUGCUACUAGAACUAGGGAUUGGACAGAUCAGGAAACCUUGUUGUUACUAGAGGCGUUAGAGUUAUACAAAGAUGACUGGAACAAAGUUAGUGAACAUGUUGGUAGUCGUACCCAGGACGAGUGUAUACUACAGUUCCUCAGACUACCAAUAGAAGAUCCUUACCUAGAUGAAGAUUAUGGACAUUUAGGACCGCUAGCGUACCAGCCAUUACCAUUCUCGCAGGCAGGUAACCCAGUGAUGUCUACAGUAGCAUUCCUCGCAUCUACAGUGGAUCCCCGUGUUGCCAGUGCUGCAGCUAAAGCUGCCCUAGAGGAGUUCUCCAAGAUGAAGGAUGAAGUUCCUCCAGCGUUGAUUGAUGCCCAUGUUAAGAUGGUGGAGAAAGCCGUGACCGAGGGUAAAGAAGUGGAUCAAGAGUUUGGUUUAGAUCAGUCUGGUAUUGCUGGUACAGUACUGGAAAAGGAGGACGAGGAAAAGAAAGAAGAAGGAAAAGAGAAGAAGGAAGGAGAGGGAGAAAAUAAAGAUGAGAAGUCUGAAUCAGUUGAAGUUAAGAAAGAGGACAUGGAGACAGAUCAGGCUGAAAAGAAGACAGAAGAACAAGCACAAGAAACCAAAGAUGGAGAAAAGAGUGAAGACAAGAAAGAUGAAGAUGAAAGCACAAAGGAUGGGGAGAAGGCAGCAGAUGGUGAUGAGAAGAAGGAAGAUUCAGGGAAGGGCAAGGAAAUGGUGAAGAGACUAGAUGAUAAAGAAAAGGGUAAUGUUGCCACGGCAGCAGCAGCAGCUCUAUCUGCAGCAGCCGUCAAAGCCAAGCACCUAGCGGCAGUAGAGGAGCGUAAGAUCAAAAGUCUUGUAGCAUUACUAGUCGAGACACAAAUGAAGAAACUUGAGAUCAAAUUAAGACACUUUGAUGAACUUGAGGCCAUCAUGGACAGAGAAAGAGAGGCAUUGGAGUACCAGAGACAGCAGCUGUUACAGGAGCGCCAGCAGUUCCAUAUGGAGCAGGUUCGAGCUGCAGAGUACCGUGCCAGGCAGAUCGCCAUGCAACAGAUGGCACAGGAACAAAAACAAACACCACAGGGAGCUGGAGAUGGAGCAAUUCCAGGCCAGUCACCUGCAUCAACCCAGCCAUCAGUAGUCGGACAAACUUACCCAACAUCCAGCUCCCCUAUGACCCCGAUGGGACCAACAGCCCAGCAGGGAUCCCCAGCUCCACCCCCAGCCACACAGCCCCUCCCACCAUCCACAUCAUCUCAGGCUGGUACUCCAAAACCAGCAACACCUGUUCCAGGUGGGGAUGGAGGAGACUCAAACCCAGCACCUGAGCCAAUGGACACGCAACCCCCGCCAGUGGCACCGGCUUCAACCACGUAGAAUCUCAGUCAUAGUGUAUCAUCUAAACAUUUACCAUCCUCAUUACCUGUUGCAGGAGAAUUAUUUGUAUAUAUGCGUAGAUAGACGUUACAUUAGAAAACUUGUCUUAUUCAUUUCACUUAGGCAAAAUAAGCUGUUAAAACGGUAAACUUGUCAGAAGAAAGGGUGUCAUUAUUGUAAAUUAUCGAGAAAUUUUGAUUUUUUGUAUUUGUUUGAUACUUGUUAUAACUUACAAAUGAAAAAACUGAUACUACAUUUGAAAUAAAUGUAAAUUUGUUUUGUAUCCGAGCAAAAAUUUACAAUUUUUGCUGAAUAUGUGUAAUACAUGUAUUACACAGUUUCCCAAUGUGUUCAAAUCAAAACUGUAGGUUUUUCUGGUUUUCUGGACAGUUUGUGUACAUGGAGUUUAUGUUUGUUGCUAAGUAUUGUGUAUAAAUAUUUUUACAUUUAUGUCUAUACAUUGGUAUUUUGAUGCAUUAAUUAAAAGAAGCCGUUACCUCAAACAAUGGAUUACAACUUAACAGAAUGAAGGACUAAAAAUAUUGUUUUCUCUAAAAAUCUGGACUAGAAUUCAAGAUGUAUAAAAUUGAACUUGAUUCAGGUGCUAAUACAUUCAUGUUUUCAAAAAUUUCUCUGUUUCAAAAUGUCUAGAAACUUCCUAUAAAUGUUGUGAGGUGAAUAAAAUUUUAUGUAAAUUAUA